UACCACAAUUUCAACCGAGUGGGGUACGGAUACCAAAUAUUAUAUUAUAUAGUAUAUAAUACAGUAGUAGCCUAGUUGUUACAGUUAAUGAUGUUGAAUAUCGUUUAUAGACUCGUUCAAAUGAAAGGAAAGAAAAUAUUGUCUAACAUGUGGAUUGCAUAAGCGUUUCUGAAACCAACAUUUCAUUUUGACUCAUUCAAAAGUUUGUCAUCAGUUGUUAAAUGAAUAUCAUCCUCGCUUGGUGCACCGUUGUGGUUUGCAUCAGUCUACAUCGCCCUACGGAAGCGGUACACUCGACCGAAGCGAGUGCAAGACCCGAAAGUUUCCCAGUAUUUGUUGAGGGUAAGGUUCAUGUGUCUAAUGAUGGACCCACUAUCCUGGGAUCGAUUGCAACCUUUUAUGCAAGACUUCUUGACAAUGAUGGCAACGACUUGGAGUCUGGAGAAUUUCUCUUCAUUUGGCAAGACGAGUCUUACUUUGAAUAUGAAGAUUUAUCAAACACAACUUCAAAUUUUACCUGGAAGUAUUCUAAAGACAAAGCGAUUGGAGAACAUACUGUACAGUUAACUGUCUAUUAUUAUUAUCUACUUAAACGCUAUGCAGACAGUACAACAUUCAUUAAUAUCACAGAAACUAUCAAUGGUCAGUUGGAGUUUGCUGAAGGCAAUGCAACAAAUUUAAACUCAGACAUCUUUGAAUCCAACAAGAUGUUACAGAUUAUUGCCAGCCUGUAUGACCCAUCCGCAUAUUUUGAAAAUGCAGACAUUAUUUAUGAAUGGAAAAUUUGGAAUAUGUCCGAGUCAUAUCAGUUGGUUACUGUCAACAAGCCAAGAAUUUCUUUUAACUUCACUGUCCCAGAUAAGUAUGAAAUUGAUGUCUUUAUAACAGCUUUUGUUCCUGAAGAUAAGAUUUAUUUAAAGAAACUGGGAAAUUUUAAUUCUUCUGUUUUAAUAAAAGAUAAGGUUAGCAAUCUGCAAAUGACCGGUAGUACACAAGUGACAACUGGCGAGACUCGCCAGUAUCAGAUCACAUGCAAUGCAAGUCUUCCAGCUUAUUUAUGUAGCCAUCUGUCUCUUAACUCAUCGUGUAUGAACGCUGUUGACGGAUGUGUCCCCGUUGAACUCAACGAUACUUGUUCGGCUAUGAUCAACCUACAGUUCAACGCUUCUGGAACACAUUGUCUAAGUGUGAAUGUUUCUAAUGAUGUCAGUACUUCUGGAAUAGGUCAAAAUAUUAAAGUUAAGAAAGAAAUACCGCAUGAGAAAGCCGUUUCCAUCACGAUCGGUGUCCUAUUUGGCGUAGUAUGUUGCAUCAUAUCAUUAUAUCUUGUUGCUCAGCAAGUUAAAAAGUCACGAAGAACGAACAUCGAGGUCGCAAACUUUGAUUUCCAACAAAAUGAAAGUGGUUCAAAUUUUCGCAUGUUCACACACAAUGUGAAAGAGACUUGGAAACUUUUCUCAUCAAAAAUGUCUUCGAAACAGGCAACGGAGUAUAGGCCUCUAAUGCAAGAGGAUAGGGACUUAUAAUUCAAAGCAGAUUUAACUUGGUGAUUGAGAUGCUUGCCUUCCAAUCCCAGGAUCCCAGAUUCAGAUCCUGUCAAGAGAAAGGAGUGUAGCAUGCUUUCCUGACAAAGCAUUUUAAUACCCUGUACAAGCAGGGAAAUUCAAAUUGAAAGAAGCCACUUCUGAAAAAUGUGGUUAACUUAGCUUCCGCAACACAUCCAUCUUCUUUUUGUUUUGGAUUGAUACCCAUUGCUAGCUAAAUUCAUGGAGGUAAUUGAUAAUAUAGUACAUUAGCCAGCGGUGAGAGGCCAUCCCCUGUUGGGGAGAAAAUCCACAAUUUGUCGGGAGAAAAUAAAAUGUUUAUGUAUUUUCUACGUGUUAUUAGACCAAAAAUCGAUUAAAUAAGCCUUUAAAACCCCUAAAUUGUCAUUUUUCUGGGGGUUUGCCCCUAUGGAACACUUUUAAGAGAUUUUGAGCAAUGCACGACCACGCCCAAUUUUUUUUUUCAGGGAAAUCGUCCCUCCCGUUGUGGAACUUGGACAAGUCUUCGGGCGAACCCUUACGCUACCACUGGUAGCAUAUUCGGACUCAACAUCUGUAAAAAAAAAAUUGGUGGCAUAUUAAAUGUAACAGUUGCAGUGGCGGGUCAGGGAAUUUGAAAUAGAGGGUCCAGUGAGGGAUUUUCACAGGUGAAGACCAACUUAGCCCCGCCAUGGUUGGGAAAAAAAAAUUUCCUUUUUUCCGGAUCUAUUUAUAAUUUUGAAAAAAGAAAUUGGGAGGGGGGGGGGUGGCUGAAUACACCACUGAUUUAAAAUCAACAGAGUAAUCAAUAAUUACUCCUCUAAAAGGCCCAGUGCACUGCCUGUAGCUACGCCACUAACAUUAGCAAUGAAAACUUGUAAAUAUUAAGAAUUUGCAGGAGAUGAGUUAGUUUUGGGAUUCCUGAUAGUCUUAUGCUGAGGUCUUCAAAUAAUUUCAUUAGGUUUUUUUUAUUUAGGUAUUUGUUGUAUAUUCCUAGUAUUAAAACCCAGUAAAAGGAUACGUUCUGCUACGCUUUUCUUCCACUAUCAGUCGAUCUUGUCGGGCAAUGAAGCUGGGAGCUAUAUGUUGUUAGCAAUGCUUUUCAUGCACCUUUUAAUGUGGUUUGGAGGGAGUAUUCUGGUAUUGGAGGGUGGGUACAGUUUCACUAUAAUUAUUGAGUUUUUAGUAUUAUAUUAUUGAGUUAAAAUGUGCAAUCUUAUGUUAAUUAUUAUUAUUAUUUUCUUUUAUAGACUUAAAGCAAAAGUCUAUAGUAAUGAAUUAAGGAUAUACAUUUUGCUAGAUAAGGCAAGAAUUUUUAUACAGUACCUUGUUUCGCAAACUUAUUUUUUGUUAAAUCGAAUAUAAUUCUAUACAAGUUCUAUAAAGUACUGUCCCACAGCCAAAGAAGUAAUCAAGUGCUGAAUUUUAUUUCAUCAAUGCUAUAUGACUAAAAAGAAAGUAAGUGCUGCUCAAUCCUGACUGCCCUUAAAUGUAAGUUAAUUAGCCUAGGCCAAAAAAAAAAACAAUGACCGACUGACUGAUUAUGAAUAGAAGUGGCAAUUGCAAGUACAGUAUGGUAAUUAAAGGCAACCAAAAUAUCCUUUCAAGUACAGUAUUGUAUAUAAUAAAAUAUAUAAUAACUAUAUAAAAUGCAAUAAAAUGUUGGAUUAUUAAUACAGUACUAUUUACGUACUGUUGCACAAAGCUUUUAUCAAGUUAAUAUUUAGUCAAUGCUUUAUUACCUGAAUAGCUAUUGUAAAAGUGACCUACCAUACCUGUAUUAAAUCUUGUAUAUGCCUUUAGAAUAAUUGUAUACAAUCACACUUAUUAUCAGUCACCUUAAUGAAGUAUAUUUUACUAUAAAUAAUAUAUGUACAGUCAAACUUUGCUUCAUUCUGUAUACUUCUUGCAUAUGUUUAUAAAUAUUAGGCAUUAUCCUGUCUUAACUCCAGCCUUGCUAUUACUGUUCGACAUAGCUUUUUUAGUUUUCUUUAUUAAUGCACCGAUUGAACUGAACCAUCAGUGGCACCACGAUUUGCCCAACAGAAGAGAAUAAACUGUCUGAUCAACGUUGACCAUCUCGGUCUACAACACCAAGAAUAAAAUUCAAAUUUAGACCAUUUUAA
Anneissia japonica is the source of this 3649-nucleotide messenger RNA. RefSeq lists its product as uncharacterized. Lineage: Eukaryota; Metazoa; Echinodermata; Crinoidea; Comatulida; Comatulidae. Bases 222 to 1526 code for a protein of 434 amino acids. The record is from RefSeq and is a predicted model, not a curated record. The transcript is spliced from 7 exons.